GGGGUUUACCAAACACUAUUGGGCAGUUUGACCAAUGACCAGCGGAUAACCUGAAUGCAAGCUAGUCGCAUGUGUUGAGUACUGUUGAACAGUCACCUUACUCUUCAGUUUUUCAGGUUGCACCGCAGUUCUCAAUCUGGAUCCAAAGGUUCUUGUCGGGGAGGAAGAUGAACUGAAGGAAUCUGAUCUGUAAUCAUGUCUAUGACUCUGAACUUUCUCGGAGGAGCACCUUUUCAACUGCUCUAUGAUGAGGUUAAGUUGGCCCUUAGCAAUACCAGGAAGUUUAAAACCAACCUCAGAAGUCUCAAAUUCACUCUAGAUUGUUUACAGCCACAGAUCAUCGAACAGAUUAGAUUGCAGAACAUGCAGCUGAAUCUUGCCGUCCAAGAGAUACAAGAACUUCAGAGGAAAAUGGAUGAGGGCAUAGUGCUCAUUGACCGGUUGUCGAGCCUCAGCACUUGGAACAUCUGCAUCUGGGGCGAUUGCUGCAACUGCAUGACGCCUGGUUAUGCGGACCAGCUUGAUGAGUUGAACGAAUCUCUUAGACGUCUGCUUGAAAUACUGAGGCUGCAGUCAAUAGCGCAAGUCAACCAGGUCGUGAUUUUGGUAAGGACAACAAGGGACAAACAAGAUGAAUUGGGGAAAAGACAGUUAGAGAUUCUUAGCAACCAGCAAUAUAUAAUUGAUGCGUUGAGAAAGCAGCAGCAAGUAGUAGAGAGGAUCGAAAGGAAUGGUGUUGCAGCGUCAACCGGAAGAGAAGGAGCUGCUCCUGCUCAGGUGUUGCACCUUGAAGCAGUAUUUCAGGCGAUAUUUGAUGUUGUUGUACAAGUAAAGGUUAAGAAUUCCACAUUUAAAAGACUCCUGGAAGAUUUUAAGUUCACGUUGGAUUGCUUAAAACCGCUGGUACAAGAGCUAGCAGAACGUAACAAGAUAUUGCAUUUUCCAAAGGAGGAAGUCUUGGAAGAUUUCAUAGUAUAUUUGGAGAAGGGUGUAGAGCUCGUUUACAAAUGUUCCAAGGGUUCUCUGUGGAGCAGGUUCAAAAAGUACAAGUACAUGAGCAAUCUUUUUGAAUUAGAUGAAUAUCUUCAGAGGCUGUUCAAUAUACUGAAAUUGCAGAUAGAAAAUGAUGUGAAGGAGGCCUUGGUUUUGGUAAGUAACUUAGAAAAGGAGAUUGAGGAAAUUGAAGGGAGUGGUGCGCUGCAAGGAUAUCAUGUCCAAGGCGCUGCAGCUGAACCUCAAUUGUCUAAGGUUGAAUUGGAUGUAAUUAAUAUACAAGCCAGAAGUGAUGUGAAGGAGUCUAUAGAUUCAGUAAGGAAUGUAGAGGUGGGAGAUGAAAGUCACAAGCGAAUUGAAGGGAGUAGUCGGGCACCCCAUCGAAUUGAUGUUGCAGUAGUUAAGCCUCCAUCACCUACAAUGGCAUUAGAUAUAGUGAGCAUUCCAGAGACAUUGGAUUCGGCAACAAACAUGGAGGUGGGAGUCGAACAAACUGAAGGGACAGGGGAAAAAGAUAGAGAAAUAUGGGUAGUCCCGUGUAAAGAAGCAGAGAAGGAAACCUCAACACCUACAGUUCCUGUUUUGGCUGCUCACAAAAGGCAAGCGUCAGUAGAAACACUUCUGAAAAAUAACGAAGAAAACUAUGCUGCUACAGGCGUUCAAGAAGCCCUUAGGAGUUCUGAAAAAUUAGAGGUGGAUUAUACCAAUAUCAAAUCCGAGUACACAGCCCAUUUGAGCUCUUAUGAGGCAGCCUGUAAGCUCGAUUCAGGUUUACAAUCGUUUGAUGUAUCUCUCCAACAGCGCACUAGCCGAGUCUUCAACUCCCUUUCCACUGGAGUAGAAGUUAGGUCCCUAUCUUUGGACUCACUCAAAGAGGUCACUGAUUGUUUGCUUGAGAUGAACCAGGAAGUGGUCAGUGUCAUUCUCGAAUGCAAGGAGGAUGUAUGGAACAAUCAAGAGAUGUUCUCUCUAGUGGAGGAGUCCUUUGAGAACUGUCUCCAGACAUUGGACUUCUGUACUGCCCUCGAGAGAUGUCUCAAGCGUGCAGUGAACAAUCAGCUGAAAAUUCAGGUUGUGAUGAGGCGGUUUGAGGAAGAAGUAGAAGCUGGUUUCGAAGGGAAGGGGUGUGUGAGGACAUUGCAGGAGUUGAGGGCAUUUAAGGCAGCCGGGGACCCUUUCACGGAGGAGUUCUUUGUACUAUUUCAGGCAGUUUAUAACCAACAGGCAUCAAUGCUCCAGAAAUUGCUAGUCCGAAAGAGAAAGCUUGAUAAGAAGUUGAAAUCAGUGAAAGCUUGGCGGAAAGUGUCAAAUGUUAUUUUUGUUGCCACUUUUGUGUCUGUAUUGAUAUUUUCGGUGGUGGCAGCUGCCAUUGCUGCACCACCACUUGUAACCGCCUUGGCAGGUUCACUGGCUGUUCCAAUAGGUUCUGUUGGAAAAUGGUGUAAUAUGCUUUGGAGCCGCUUUGAGAGGGCUCUGAAAGGGCAGAGGGAGAUAAUAAGCUCAAUGCAGGUUGGAAGUAUGAUUACAAUGACAGACUUGAACAACAUCAGGGUGCUUGUUGAGAAAUUUGAAAUCGAGAUCGAGGCAUUGCUGCAGAAUGCUGACUUUGCUAUUAGAGAAGAGGAUGCUGUGAAGAUAGUGAUGAUUGAGAUCAACAAAAAGCUGGAAAAGUUUAUGGAAACCAUCGAAAGUUUAAGCCAAAACGCUGAUAAGUGUGGCCGGGAUAUAAGGAAGGCAAGGACAGUGAUUUUGAAGAGAAUAAUUAGGCAUCCCAUCAAAUGAACAGCCAUUUGGAAUGUUCUCCUGAUCACUAUUUUCUUGUUGGUGGUCUAUUUAGCGAAAUGUAGAUUGCAUUUUUGAAGGAAAAAUUCUGCACUUUGGGUCGAUAUUUGGCUUUCUUAAAGGACAAUGUAAGACUAUUAUUAAGCAAGCUUGUACAUUGAUGUGUUUC
Molecule: messenger RNA, 2944 nt
Organism: Rosa chinensis
Lineage: Eukaryota; Viridiplantae; Streptophyta; Magnoliopsida; Rosales; Rosaceae
Exons: 2
Coding region: 196-2775 (859 amino acids)
Source: RefSeq, a predicted model, not a curated record